AUGGCUGACACCCUCCUACACCCGCUUGGGGUUGUCCCCAUUCAUGGUGAAGCGAACAAGUGGAAAUUUAUCUUGGGCGUCCUCAAGCAGGAAACAGAAGAUUUCCGCUACAAAAUUGGCACCCUACGGCUGUGGCUGUACUUUCUCAAAGGCAUAUUCCACGGCUCCGGUUGGGCUGUAUCCCCCCACCGGUCAUCCACCUGUCAGGACUACGGAGCUGCUGGCCUGGAGGGUCUCGGCAUCGCCGUUGAGGCCUACGACAGCACAAUCAACCGCUUCCGUAUCGUACUAAUGGUAGCCGUUGCCGAGCCCACCCUCUGGGGUGACGCGAUCGACAGGCUGCAGGAGCCUUCAAUCGCGAUGGCAGCCGAAUACUGCACCCGGUAUCAACAGGAGAGUAUUUGGGUCAUGACCUGCGGCCGGGAGACAGCAAAGCUGUGGGUGUACCAGAACUACCUGGGCCUUUGGAUCGAGAUAUCCAAUAUUGAAGGGACUAUGCUACCGAAGGGGAACGAAUGGCUGCACAUCGAGAGGAAUUUUUCCACUCUCACGAACGCGCUCCACUAUGUCAAGAGGAACCCGUUGCCGGAUGGGCGGAUGCUUGAGGAUCAGGUCCGGGUGAACCGCGAUAGGGACGAGGCGGAGAGGAGGGAACGAGGAGGCCGUUAG
This is a messenger RNA of Dichotomopilus funicola, 669 nucleotides long. RefSeq lists its product as uncharacterized. The record is from RefSeq and is a predicted model, not a curated record. The transcript has a single exon. The coding region runs from base 1 to 669 and encodes 222 amino acids. Lineage: Eukaryota; Fungi; Ascomycota; Sordariomycetes; Sordariales; Chaetomiaceae.